AUGAACUGGCAUAUGAUAAUCUCUGGGCUUACAGUAGUGGUGCUUAAGAUUGUUGGAAUGACCUUAUUUCUGCUUUAUUUCCCACAGAUUUUUGGCGAAAAUAAUAUCAUCUUCAUUCCCACAGAGAGCUCUGGAACAGUUCCACAGAUUUUGGGGAAUGGCACUGUCAGCUUCACUCCAACUGAGAGCUACGGAACAGUCUGCCCCAAGGGGUGGGAUUUUCAUCAAGGAAGAUGUUUUUUCUUGUCCAAAUCGGAAUUGUCUUGGAACAAGAGCAUGAACUUUUGCAAAGAAAAAGGAUCCACGUUGGCCAUUGUCAACACGCCAGAGAAACUGAAAUUUCUCCAGGACAUAACUGGUGCUGAGAAGUAUUUUAUUGGCUUAUUAUACCAGCCUGUAGACAAAAAGUGGCGCUGGAUCAACAACGCUGAGUUUAACAACAUCAUUACCAAUCCGAUUCAGAAUUUCCACUGCGUGACCAUAGGCCUAACAAAGACAUAUGAUGCUGCUUCAUGUAACAUUACCUACCGCUGGAUCUGUGAGAAGAAGGCCCAAUGA
Messenger RNA from Budorcas taxicolor (takin), 558 nucleotides. RefSeq names its product C-type lectin domain containing 5A (gene CLEC5A). Lineage: Eukaryota; Metazoa; Chordata; Mammalia; Artiodactyla; Bovidae. The coding region runs from base 1 to 558 and encodes 185 amino acids. The transcript has 6 exons. Gene Ontology annotation, biological process: innate immune response. The record is from RefSeq and is a predicted model, not a curated record. Gene Ontology annotation, molecular function: virus receptor activity.